AUCACAGAUGUUGCCACGUAUUUUUAAAAACAACAAACGCGCCAACCACAAUGCCAAAAGGGAUGUUAUUAAAACGUCCACGUGGCGCCACGUACAACUCCAUCGACGUAAUCGUCAGCGAUCACCUCAAUUACGACCACCUUAUUCAAAUGCGAGGUCACAGAAACAGGUAUAUAAAGAAAAGCCAAACGAACAGUCACUAUGAGGACCCAGACGCUUAUGAUCAUGGCGGUAGUGCUGGUAUUUGCCUGUUUGUGGCAAACGGGUGACGCCCUGCCAGGCACGCAACCUACAACAACACCUGCACCACCAGGAAAACCUGGUCCACCUGCUGGCGGUAAUGUUGAUGACGAUGACGACGAUGAUGGUAAUGAUGACGACGGUGACGAUGGCGAUGACGAUGGCGAUGACGGUGGCGAUGGCGAUGACGAUGGCGGUGAUGAUGGAGGUGAUGAUGGGGAAGAUUAGAGAUAAAAUUCAAUGGACAUCACUGCUAUAAAACGUGUCGGUCUCAGGUUUCAUGUUGACUGGCUUCCCUUCAACCAACAUUGCCGUUCAAGGAGAUUUCAUCUAAUAUAAAGGACAUAACAUAAGUAAGCAGGAUAAAGCUUAUCUGACCUGUUAUUUGUGAAAAAAAAAGACGUACACUUUGCACACAGUGCCUAUUUCUACUGUUUACAAAGAUAAUGUUUGUUCAGAAUUGUAUCUUCACUAUCACACACUGUGUCUACGUCAUUGUCAUCAUGUGAAAUAAACACCUGACCGUC
Messenger RNA from Haliotis rubra (blacklip abalone), 767 nucleotides. Its product is annotated as trigger factor-like. The coding region runs from base 202 to 468 and encodes 88 amino acids. NCBI's taxonomy places the organism in Eukaryota, Metazoa, Mollusca, Gastropoda, Lepetellida, Haliotidae. The record is from RefSeq and is a predicted model, not a curated record. The transcript is spliced from 3 exons.